AGCCAAGACCAAGCCCCCCUGGCAUUGGGAGCCAUAUGGCAUUUUGAAGCAGCUUGUCCUCCCUACAUAAACGCGAGUUGCUCAAAUAGGCGGCCCAAAAUGGACGCAGAUAUUGACCCCAGUUCCUUUGACCUUGUGGUGGUCGGCACGGGGCUCCCGGAGUCCAUCAUUGCAGGCGCUGCAGCGCAGGCGGGCAAGACCGUCCUCCACCUGGACCCAGCCGACAAUUAUGGUUCACACUGGGCCACCCUGCAACUGGACACGUUUGUGGAGUGGGCCAAGAGAGGCGGAGCAACGGCCCCUUUGAAAUAUGGGUCUGAUGGGCCAGAUUCUGGAACGAAUCCAACCCAAGCUCCCACAGCAUCCGCCUGCCCUACAAUGGAAUCAGAACUAGAAGUUGUCCCUCUCGCUGCGUCUGCCCCAAUCUUCAGCGACUUCGCUUUACAAGUGGGAGAUGCAGCAACGCACUUGGCCAAUUGCGUGCUGCCCCCUGGCGUUGAAGCUCCCAAAAAGUAUGGGGUGGACCUCGCUGGGCCGCGGCUUGCUCUGGCGAGUGGGGCGGUCAUUGACCUCUUGAUCCAGUGUGGGGCGCACAACUACCUAGAGUUCAAGGCUGUGGAAGGCAGCUUCACCUGGCGCAACGGCCAGCUAGAGCCCGUCCCUUCUUCUCGUGCGGACGUGUUCAAGAGCCGCUCGCUGAGCCUGGUUGAGAAGCGGCACCUCACCAAGUUCUUCAAACUAGUGACUGAGAGCAACAUCGAGAGGGAUCCCUCUGACGGCGGGGAUAGUGUGUCUGAAGAGGACCUGGACAUGGCUUUUGGGGCCCUCCUGACCAAGCACAACCUGCCGCCGUCUAUCAGACAGUCCCUGCUGUACUCUGUUGCCUUGCUCACCCACGACCAGGACAGUGGCCCCGCUGUUACUGCCCGGGAGGGCCUGCGUGCCAUCACAGCCUACCUGCACUCCGUUGGAAGGUUCGGUCCUGGCGUUGGCGCCUUCCUGUAUCCCCUGUACGGAAGCGGAGAGCUGCCCCAGGCCUUUUGCCGCAUUGCUGCCGUCAAGGGCGCCCUCUACGUGCUGCGGCGGGGCGUGCGCGCCCUUCUGCUCGACAAGGCCUCGCGCCGCCUCCGAGGCGUUGUCACGACCACCGGGCAAUCGCUCCGCACGUCCAAACUCGUCUCAGGGCCUGGGCUUCUCGAAUCGCUCCCAAAAGCAGAGACGCAAGCUGAGUCUCUCGGGACCAUUCCCUUGGAACUAUAUAACGGUACGACGACGCCCUCAGAAGAGCGCUUCAUCGCCCGCUUCGUUUGUAUAACGGAUACGCCCCUGACGCCCGGCCAGUCAAACAUCCUCGUCACCUUUCCGUCCGGGUCGCUGUCCAUGGCGCUGCCGGCGCAUCCCGUGCGCGUUUUCCAGGCUGGGGAGAGUGCAGCCGUCGCUCCAGCGGGGCGCUUUUUGGUACAAGUUUCGACAAUUGGAUCGGAGGGCCGCUCUGCUAGGGAGGACUUGCAACCCGUGGCCGAGGCCCUGUUCGAGACGAGAGGAGACGCGGACGAGGAAAGCGGACAGGGGGAAGAGGCCAGUAACAGGGCCUUGGAAGCAACUGAUGAACAGGGAGCUUCGCGGGGGACCCGUGAGGCCGGAGGCGUUGGGGAACGGAUUGAGCAAACGGGUAGCGAUACGGCGGGGAAUGGGGGAAGGCCUGCGGAGGAGAACGGGUCCUUCUCUUCAGGCUUAGGAGCAGCUUCUCCGGAGCCCAAUUCUGGACCGACCCCUUCCCCCUUCAACGCGGAUGUGCCGGGAAGCGGGGUCGCAGCCGAAGCGGGCAUUUCCGGAACGGAUGGGCAGCAAGUCCGGACGGUAGACGGUGCAAAUUCGGACGGUGCUGCUGCUCAAACGUCCGAAUUUCGGAAGCCCAGGCUGCUCUGGUGUGUGUACUUCAAGCAGAGAGUUGCGGCGGGGCAAGAGCUAGCGGAAGGGGACAUCUACGUAUGCGGCUCACCUGACGAAAGCCUCACGUAUGGACACGUGGCGGAGGAGGCGGAAACGGCUUUUAAGCGGCUGUUCCCAGACCUACCGUACUACCCUCCUCAAGCUCCGGAGCCGGAAGAAGCGCCCGACGAAGACGAGGCCGCGGAGUGACGGAGCUGGAGGCACGGCUCUGGCCUGCCACAUGACUAGUGCAUCUUGCAUAACGGGCAGGAUGUGGAAUAAGCACGCAUUCUCACUUGAAUAAGCACGCAUUCUCACGCAGCUUCGUCUCUCCUUUGAGGAAGACAUCCGGUGAGGAGUUUGAGCGCAAAAAAGGGGUCGGUGAUGUAUGCGUACCGCACAUGUUGCAAGCAACCGUGCAUUUAAGGCGAAGACUCAUGACAGCGGAGUGAUGCAUGUCGGAAAUAUAGUUGAGGAUAUGCAAAGCACCCCAAACGCCGUGUAUGGCAAUUAAGAUUGCUACAUUAGUGGCUCUGGCAGUCUGGUCUAUAUUCUGAUGUACUUAGUACUCAACCACCUUGAAAUCAUUUAC
This is a messenger RNA of Klebsormidium nitens, 2524 nucleotides long. The record is from the annotation of a GenBank genome assembly. NCBI's taxonomy places the organism in Eukaryota, Viridiplantae, Streptophyta, Klebsormidiophyceae, Klebsormidiales, Klebsormidiaceae.